This is a messenger RNA of Colletotrichum truncatum, 4677 nucleotides long. RefSeq lists its product as uncharacterized. NCBI's taxonomy places the organism in Eukaryota, Fungi, Ascomycota, Sordariomycetes, Glomerellales, Glomerellaceae. The record is from RefSeq and is a predicted model, not a curated record.
AUGGCGGCCACAACUUACAUGUCGGUCCGCAGGUCCUCGACCUCCUCCACGGGUUCGGACGACAGUGAAGCUGCUGUUGCUGCACACACAGGCGCAGCAUCAGCACAAGGAGUAACAGGUGAUAAAGCCAGAAAUACCACAAAUGAUGCCGCCUCCUCGUCUUCGCAGCCAUCUGUAUCUACCACCGCGACACCCAGCCCCUUCAACUAUCUCGCCCUCGCCGAGUCCUCAUUUACGCCUCUAUCUCUCGGCAGCGAUUUUCUAGACGACCGAGACAUUGACAACAGGAAUUGGAACAGUAAGAGUCAAGAUAGCUCCAGCCUCGAUAAGCAGGUCAAACGAGAUUCGCCAACAUCAAUACCACCACCACCACCACCACCAGCAGCGACAACAUCAUCUUCGUUAUCGGCUUCUGGAAAGGAGACUAAUUCCAACAUGGGCGGCGCAUCGCCUGCGACAUUAGCCAUGGAGGGAUCAGCAGAGACUAGGGUAUCGGAGAAGCAACAAAAUGUCUCGGGUGCACGCGACCAAGAUGCACCUACAGCAAAAAUAGAGUCAUCCUCGGCGGAACAUGGCCAGCCGCAGUGGAAUCUCUAUCGGCCGCCCAGCCAGAGCCAGCAAGUGGUGAAGAAUGUGGGCGACACAAAUGCGAAUACUGCAGAGCUGCAGGAAUCAGAAAGGGAAAACGAGGAAGAAGAACAGGACAGACUCUCGCGGAUUAACCCGCGCCAGCGCUAUGCCGGGUCGACGCCGUUGUCCCUUGAUCCGCUGCAGGUGGCCAGGGGCAACAGUGCCGCUACAGAUACCACAGCCGCUACAACCAACACCGCUACCACCCCAGAUAGCGCUGGAGCAUCGCCCAAGUCCCCGGCCACCCAAGCCGAAGCCCAAGCCCAGGCCCAAGUCCAACAAUCACCCUCCCACUCUUCUCCUCCCAUCCAGCCCAUCGCCCCCCUGGCUCUUCGUACAAAAAAUAUCAACGACCUGAAUAGCAGCAAUCACAAAUCUGCCCCGAAUACGAGUUCCAUCACGAGCCCGCUCUCGGCUGCAUCCGCACCUGCUGCUUUUACCCGCCAAAUCUCCACUUCGUCCCUGAGAUCCAACAGCAGCCUCAUCUCCCAGAUUCAAGAAAGUUUGCAUCAGCAGCAGCAGCAACAACAACACCAUAAUCACCACCGUAAUUCUUCCGCUUCCAGUAUCGUUCAUCCUAUUGCGAAACCCAUCGUGCGAACUACUUCCGAUUCUGGUUCUUUCACUCUCAAGCACCCUGUUCCUGAUCUCAACUGCCGAUCAGGUGCCUACGUCGGUAACGUAGCCGUCCUCGAAAAGACAGCAGAGCGCUUGUCUAUGACCAGUUCCAUCGAGGACGCCAUUCGCGAUUUACAUGGAGAACUGAAGCGCUCAGACAGUCGUCGCUCCUCUAUUCUCGCCGCCAGCGUCGCCGCCUCUCAAUCCCCCGUCGAGGAGCCCGUUUCUCAACCCGGCCCCCUUCGCGUUAUCCCUCCCGUCGCCUCCAUCGUCGAACUGAACAACGCCGCCCGCCUCGGCGGCUACUCUCCCAGCGGCUACAUCAUGUCGCCCAACCACUCCCUUACCGGUCGCAUGCGCUCCGGGUCCAAGAACUCGGCCAGCGGCCGUCCCGAGAUCGAUGUCGAUGCGAUCAUGUCGCGCCACGGUCCCGGGAAGGGUUCCGCGAGGAGCGCUCGCUCUGGUAAGCCCUCGUUGGCUGAGAUUGCCGAGUCCGAACCCGUUGCUCUGACCCAGAGCGCCCUCGACGAUGCCGACCGGGCCCCUAUUGCCGACGACGAUGCCACAAUUCGCCGGCCCAAUACACACUACGAACAAGAUGGUGGCACCACCUCGUAUAAUGAUAUGAUUGGCGGCCAGAUGCACCACGACUCGUCAGGCCUGGGCUUGGAUUUCGGCGGCGAGAGCAGCAGGCAACAUUCCGACGACAGACCGGCGACCCCGAGGUCGACCGCGACGUUUGACCACAAGAACGCCUUUGAAGACUUUGACGGUGUGCACUGCCAGCCCGACCAAUACUCGGAGCGCGGUGACUUUGACUACCGCGAGCAGAGUGAGGGCGGCUACAACGAAAUGCCUCCGCCCAAGCCCAAGACCAUGCCGAUGCCUGACAUUGCCGAGCCACAGUUCGAACCAGAGCCCGAGCCGCAACCUCGCGUGCCCCGCAUGUCGAGAGCGAACUUUGUCAGACCGCAGUCGUACUUUGACGAGCUCACCGGUCAGGAGAUGCUGUACUAUCCCGCUCGUGUACCGGCCAUGCUCAACCUGCCCCCCAAGUUGUCUAGGAAGCCCAAGACCGAAGUCCGUAACGCAAGGCAUUCCAAGGUGCUCCAGGCCAUGGGCCAUCCUGGAUUUGGCAAGGCCGAAUACCUACCGCAGAACCCAGAGGCCCCGCCCGUGCGCGAGUCCAAGAUGUGGCUGCCCGAUCCGCUAGCAGGCCACGGAAUGACCACCUUCGGAAGCGACAUGGAAGGGUCCAGGUCUGGAGCCGCAUCCAUCAAGGACGCGGCCACGCCCAUUGACUCGCAGGUGCCGGCCGAGCAGAAGGACAGCCUCUUGGCUGCCGACGAGCCCGAGGAGAUGCCGCAGCCUCCUCCGCCUGUCCAGCAGCGUCGCAAGUCGAAGAUGCCAAGGGGAUCCGAUAUCCCGCCGCAGCUGCGUGCGAGCGCCUUCUUCGACCUGCCGUCUACGACGCCGCAGAUUGAGAUGAAGGACGGCUCGGCCAUGGCGACGCUGGACAGUAUUCUCGAUGCAUCUGCCAACGCCCCCGUCAGCGCGUUUACCGACCAUGCUUUUGCCGGCAAGCUGGGUUCAGAGGUGUAUGGUCCGGACGGGAAGAAAAAACGGAAGUCCGCUGCACCGGGCGCCUUGCUGCCCGAGGAGCACAGGGCUGCCUCGCAGAGGAAAAAGAAAGGCAUCACUCCCUUUGGCAAGAACUCUGCCGAUACAUCUCGAACCAACUCAAUGGCUCAACAGCGCGAGGAAAGCAGGAGUCUGACCGAGAACGUCGACGGCGGACGGAGGAAGUCUGGCGAGCAUUCUGGCGACGAGCGGGACGAGGAAGAAGAGGAGGAGGAGGAAGAGGAGGAAGACGAGUUCGCCCACGUCCUCGACGGACCUCCGACGACACUGCUCGCCGAGCUUCAGUUGCGCAAGUACCAGGCAAAGAUGCGGACGCAAAUGCCCAACAGCGCCAUUCCAGGCGGCAUGCACUCGACGCUGCUCGAGCUCGAUGCUGUUGCCGAGGCGCAGAAGAGGCACCGCGAGCGCAAGAAGAUUGCCCUGGCCUGGGAAGACGCCGGCAACCAGGGAGACGACAGCUCCGAGGACGAAGAGGUGCCUCUGGGUGUGUUGUACGCCAACCAGGGCGCCCUGGCCAACAUGAACCGUCCCAUCGGUCUGAUGGAGCGCCGCGAGAUGGAGGAAAAUGAGCCCUUGAGCUCUCGUCGUGCACGUCUGCAGGGCCAGGAGCCGCCCAGGACUCUGGCCAAGCAGAGGAGCAACCUUACUCUCAAUGCUGGUCUGAGCCAACUUGCUCUUAACCGCAUGCCUUCGUCUGAACGCGUCAUGCCGCGAGAAGAGUCUGACGACGAAGGAGUCGAGGGCGAGACGCUCGGCGAGCGUAUGCGUCGCCUCAGAGCCAAGGAAGAGGCCGAACACAACAACCUGCCCAAGGCCCGCCCCGUUAGCCACGCCUUCUCCGCCGAGAUGCUCACGCAGUUUGGCGACUCGGAGGAGAAGAAGGACGGAGACAAGGGCAAGGAGGCGGAUGUGCCGCCCGAGGAAGAGACUCUCGGCCAGCGCAGAAAGAGACUCCAGGCGGAGCGUGAGGCUCGCGAGCGCGAGAUGAUGAUGGGAGGUGGUCCCAACCCGGCACCGCAGGCCGAGAUACCCGUGAUUCGCAAGCGUCACAGCCUGGCUUCUGUCCUCGGAAACCACCCCAUCAUUGAGAACCCCAACGCGAACGAGCACCGCCGGCUGCAAGAAGAAGAGCGCAAGGUCAAGGCCCAGGAUGCCAAGCUGGCCGCCGUCCGCGCGCAGAUGCCGACCACCCUCGACGCACCCAAUGUGCAACGUACUGGUGGCUACAGGAACGGUCAGUUCAACGACGGCACGGGAGGAGGCCUCAUCGAUACCGUCCGGUCCAGCAACGCCGGAGUUGGCGCCAGCAUGCCAAACCCGGGCAUGCAGAAUCCCAAUUGGAACCGAUCCAGCAUGGCUUUCAGCAGCUACGGUAUGCCUCUUCAGCAGCCUAUGAUGCAGCAGCAGCAGCAGCAGCCCGCGUACGGCGGACUCAUCGGCCAGGCGGGCGUCACCCAGAUGGCCAACAAGCCGACGAUGACCAGCGGGUACGGUAAUUACGCCAACAACGGCUAUGCUGCUGGAGGCAUGGGUAUGGGCAUGGGCAUGGGCGGCAUGAACGGCAUGAAUGGCAUGAAUGGCAUGAACAACAUGAACAUGAACAUGAACCCGUACGGCGGCGGUAUGGGCAUGCCAAUGCAGAUGCAACCGAUGGGAAUGAACAUGGGUAUGCAGCAGGGCAUGACGCCCUUGCAAAUGCAACAGAUGCAGCAGAUGCAAAUGCAGAUGCAGAUGCAGCCUGGCCAGAUGCAGUCUAUCGAGCGGUGGCGACAGAGCGUGAUGCAGUAA